UGGUGUGACAUGACUAAUUACUUUCAGUGGCUUAUAAUCACUGGCCGGACAAUUCAUUUUGGAUACUAAUCCAGUAUUAAUGGCCAUGGUUAUAUUUACAGUGAAUAAUGUGUGGAGCAAAACAGUAAAUGAAAAUGACUGUAAUAACAGUUUUAAAGAUUGUCUCUAAUCGUGAAACCCUCGCCCGGAGUGAUGGAUGAGAUCGAGUUAAUACUCAAUACGGAUAUCAAGGCAUUUACUAGCGAUCAGAUGUCUAUGGUUUUGAAGCGCUUGGAGUUACUGUUGAGUGGCACCGAUGGGCAGCCUAUUAAAGUGCAAUUAAUUAAAUUGGAUACCACCACUCAUUCGCGCCGAGUAAUUCUAAUAUUUACGGUCAUCAACGGCAACACAAAUAAAUGCCUUCCGGGCCUAACAGUAGUGAAGCAAUUGAAACAAAAACUCAAAACCGAUUCUAGUCUUAUAACACCGGAAGUCAUUUCAUUGGAGACAAUGGUUUGUCAGAACGAGUGCUCAAAUCACGGUUCGUGCGAUCAGUACAGCAAACGGUGUUUAUGUGAAGCCUUUUGGAUGGAAGACCUCUUUCGCUACCAUUUGGGGGAUCGGGAGAGCAAUUGCGGCAAACGUCCGGUGCCCACAAAGUCCAGGCGCUAUCGAAAGUCCAAUCGGAACCGGUAUACCCUUCUGGAGGACGGUGACGACCACUUUACGGGCGCCGACCGGAUAGAGCUGUUGGCCAACAAUAACUUCAAAGAACUGAACUCAAGGAACGCCUACCUGUCAGCCGACGACGACUCCCUAUCUGAUACACUGUUCGCAAACACUAACCAUAAUUUACUUAAUAAUAAACUCAAUUCACAGUCCAAUGAGCUCCAGAAGCGGCACCAGAAGUCACUCAAUGGUCUGAUAUCUGAGCGAAAAGUUAGGGCUUAA
Messenger RNA from Oppiella nova, 930 nucleotides. The record is from the annotation of a GenBank genome assembly. NCBI's taxonomy places the organism in Eukaryota, Metazoa, Arthropoda, Arachnida, Sarcoptiformes, Oppiidae.